CUGUCAAUGUUACAUUUCGCAACCAUCACGAAGUGUGAAAGCUGGUAAUAUUUUUGGCUAAAUACGAAAAUUAUAGUGUAGCUUACCAUCCAAAAUGAGGAAAGCUGGGAAAAAGGUUGAUCAGACGCAGUCUAAGCUCGAUAGACCAAAAGGAUCUAGGGCGGAACUAGCGUCAAGAUCCGAACAAAAUGUAAAAAUCAUGAAAAAUGUAGAGUCUACCGAAGGACCUGGUCAGAAAAUAUCGCCGCGCGUACGCCGAAACAUGGAGAGGGUAGAAAUGCUUGCCAGACCAAACGCGCGUCGUUUACGCUCUCUCUGGGAUGAGAAAUGCGCUAUAUUGCCACCUGAUCGGAGAGAUAAGAUUAAAAGUGCGCUAGAAGAAGAUUAUUUCCUUAGUCCCGAGCAAACUGAGCAAUAUUUUCAAGCUCUUCAAGAGUCAUCCAAGCGCUGGUCUGGUCCCGGAGGCAUGAUGAGCCGCAAGGAUCAAACUGAUAAAGCUCGAGAAUAUCGACAGCGGCAGAAAUGGCUUGUCAAUUUUAGUGCGCAGGUGGCGUAUAAGUUAUGCGAUUAUAUAGCCAAAGGACAAAAGGAGAUGUUAGUUUCCAACAGAUUGCGAAGUAUCGCCGAUGUUGUUUUGGAGAAGGUGGCUGAAAUUUUAGGCGAACCGAAGCCAUCGCGCACGCACCCGGGCCGGCUCGCUCGGUUCAUGGUAGCGAUAUCUGAUCGUAUAGCUGUGUGGAUAGAGAAUGCUGUGUACCGCGCCGAUGCUAUAGAACCUUUCGAAGUGGGCUCGGUAGAUGAACACAUGCGUCUUGACGCUGAAAAACCACUAAUUAGCUAAGCGUAAGUAAAUCGCCCAUGUC
This is a messenger RNA of Manduca sexta (tobacco hornworm), 863 nucleotides long. RefSeq lists its product as uncharacterized. The coding region runs from base 95 to 841 and encodes 248 amino acids. The record is from RefSeq and is a predicted model, not a curated record. The transcript is spliced from 5 exons. Lineage: Eukaryota; Metazoa; Arthropoda; Insecta; Lepidoptera; Sphingidae.